Molecule: messenger RNA, 1473 nt
Organism: Rhodofomes roseus
Lineage: Eukaryota; Fungi; Basidiomycota; Agaricomycetes; Polyporales; Fomitopsidaceae
Product: aspartic peptidase domain-containing protein
Exons: 4
Coding region: 1-1473 (490 amino acids)
Biological process (GO): proteolysis
Molecular function (GO): aspartic-type endopeptidase activity
Source: RefSeq, a predicted model, not a curated record
AUGCAUCUCCUCCCCAUCUCCCUCACCGUCUCCUGCCUGCUGUCCCUGGCCGCCGACUCCCUCGCCGCGCCACAUCCCAGCAUCUUCCCCGGCGCGCACAUCGGCCUCUCGCGCAGAGCAUCCAAGCGCCGGAGUCCGGACGAGGUCGCUGCGUCCCUGCAGCGGCGCAAGCUGGCCCUGGAGGCCAAGUAUGGCAUCGGCAACGCUAAGAACAGGAAGCGCGCCAGUGGGCAGAACUUAAUUACAGAUGAGAACGCGGACUCCAGUUACUUUGGGUCAUUAGCGAUCGGUACGCCUGCCGUAUCGUUCGACGUCAUUCUCGACACAGGCUCGUCCGAUCUCUGGGUAGCAUCGUCCCAGACCGGCGCAACAUCCAACAUCCCGAGCGGAAUCGCGACCUUCGACGCCGCGGCGUCGAGCACGUUCAAGUCGCUCAACCAGAGCUUCUCCAUCACGUACGACUCUGGCAUGGCCCAGGGUGCGCUCGCGCAAGACAGUGUACAAAUGGCGGGCUUCGAGGUCAACUCGCAGGUGUUUGCGACAGUGACCGAGGUGUCGAGCAACGUGCUGAACGCGCCCGUAUCGGGUCUUAUGGGUCUCGCCUGGCAAGCGAUCGCGUCUUCGGGCGCGACACCGUUCUGGCAGGCUCUUGCGCAAUCGAACAGCACACUCACGGAGGGCCUCUUCGGUGUGCAGCUCACGCGGUAUAACAACGACACGAAGGUCACCGCACUCGAGCCUGGAGGAACAUUCACGCUUGGGGCGACCAACCAGAGCCUGUACACGGGCCAGAUUGACUUCCAGAAUAUUCCCACCGGCGAAGUAGGCUACUGGAUUCAGCAGAUCACCCAGUUGACUGUGAACGGCGCCUCCGUCAGCGUCGGUUCGGGCUCGUCCGCGUACGCUGCGAUUGACACAGGUACGACCCUCAUUGGUGGCCCUGCGGCGGUCAUUUCCGCCAUCUACGCCAAGGUUCCGGGCGCAACGGCGGGCACGGGUCAGCUCGCGGGCUACUGGACAUAUCCCUGCUCCCAACAGGUCACCAUCACACUCAAGUUCGGGAACUCGGCGAUCGCGUGGCCCAUCUCGUCGGACGACUUCGAGUUCGAGGCGGCCGACUCGUCGGGCACGACGUGCAUCGGCGCGUUCUUCGAGGUCGACAACACGGGCACGACCGCGCCCGCGUGGAUCGUCGGCGACACCUUCCUGAAGAACGUCUACUCCGUGUUCAGGUACAACCCGCCCGCGGUCGGCUUCGCGCAGCUCUCGCCCACCGCGCUCGCGAUGAACGGCGCACGCGGCGCCGCGCCGAGCGCGACGAUCGGCAGCGUGCAGGCGGCCGUGAGCGCGACGGGCACGGUCGACACGGGUGCGAACCGCGCGUCGAGUGCCGCGUCGCGCGCGGGGAGCGGCGUCGGUGUCGGCCUGCUGUCCGCGGCGUCGGCGGCGCUUCUGGCCAGCCUGUUGCUGUGA